AUGAGAGUGGAACGCCGCAGCACGGAAUUCAAGGAGACUGUGGAGAUUGAGCGGGAGACAAUCCAGGGCAGCACCAAGAAGACGCGAGACGAGAGUUUGGGUCAAAUGCAUGUGAUCGUGUACACCAAUCACAAUGGCGAUCGCAUCGUGCGGGAGGUUCCUUACUGUUGUCAAGAAAGAGACUGCAUGGAGCAGAGACCGAGUAGUCCAUUGAGUGACAGUCAGCAUUCCUCGCAGCCUCGACGAGUUGCCACAGCAAUGAUCCUCGGUUAG
Seminavis robusta is the source of this 273-nucleotide messenger RNA. The record is from the annotation of a GenBank genome assembly. Lineage: Eukaryota; Bacillariophyta; Bacillariophyceae; Naviculales; Naviculaceae.